CGAGGAACCAGAUCUAGGCGCAGUGAUCGCCGCCGGGGAAGAGGCUGAUUGGCAAAGAGGAGGUGUUGGCGCCGACAGCGGCGGCUCUGGUUGGGUGCGGAAGGCUGUGGGCCGGGAGCGGCGGCUGCAGAGUUGUGUGCAAAUCUUCAUCUUCGUGUAAAACCAUGGCCGGAUAUGAUGCCCUGAUCAAUGAGUGUCCCCUUCUGUUGCCUCAGAAUAGACAAAAGACUGUGUUUGAUGGCUUUGUUAUGGUUAAGGAUAAGGAAUUUCGUGUGAGGAUACUGCUGCCUGAAGACAGAGAUCUGAAACAUGCAAGGCUUCAGUGCAGUUGGCAGCUAAACCAAGUCUUGCACGGAUACCAGCACAUUGUGAAACAGAGACUGCAACAAUCCACUGAUCUGGUCAGCUUUAUGUUGGAGUUUAAAACUGUUUUGGAGAUUGCAUUGAGAAACAAACAUGACCUGCAAACUCCGCCACCUCCACAGUAUUAUGCACAGCUUAUUAAAGAGAUUGGAAAUUUGGGUUGGGAUAAGCUUGCUUAUAUGGAUACAGAGUUCAGGACCAUUAAGCUGAAGGCUGCGGAUUCUGCAGGUCGAGAGCAUAUGAUCACAAUUAAAUUAAAAUCAAAGUAUCCAGCUGAACCACCUGACUGUGCCACAGAUUUUCCUGUUCCAUUUGUGCUUUCUUGGACUCAUGAGAGCUCUUUAGAAAACCUGCACAGUCAGUUUCUAGCAGCUCUGGAUUCGUUAAAGGAGUUCUGGGAUGUUAUGGAUGAAAUAGAUGAGAAGACCUGGGUGCUUGAACCUGAAAAUCCAGCACGAGCAUCAACAACAAGGAGAAUUGCUCUAAGUAACAAUGUCUCAAUAAAUCUGGAAGUGGAUCCUAGACACCUGAAAAUGUUGCCUGAAUGCUGUUUCCUUGGUGCUGAUCAUGUGGUAGCUCCGCUGAAGAAUAAGCUGAACACUAACAUGCAUCUUUGGUCUCCAGAGUGUACUGUGCUGCAAAAUCUAAAAGAUAUAUUGGAGAUAGACUUUCCGUCCAAAGCCACACAUGAGAAGUCUAGUUUUAGCAUGGAGUGUGGAAUUUGCUAUGCAUACCGACUUUCCUCAGCCAUACCGGAUCAAGUGUGUGAUGACCCCCGCUGUGGACAGCCAUUCCAUCAGGAGUGUCUUUACGAGUGGUUACGAGGUCUACCUUCUUCAAGGCAAAGUUUUAACGUCAUCUUUGGUGAAUGCCCUUACUGUAGUAAGCCAAUAACAGUGAAGAUGACUUCAAAGAGAUGCUGAAUAUCCAAGUGCUUUUUAAAUCAUCCAUAACAUUUGCUCCACAGCAGUUAAAUUAAGUAAACAUUUUAUUUUCACAAACCAUGACCAUUUACUGGGCCAUUAG
Messenger RNA from Leucoraja erinaceus (little skate), 1389 nucleotides. RefSeq names its product FA complementation group L (gene fancl). The transcript is spliced from 15 exons. Gene Ontology annotation, biological process: protein monoubiquitination; interstrand cross-link repair. NCBI's taxonomy places the organism in Eukaryota, Metazoa, Chordata, Chondrichthyes, Rajiformes, Rajidae. Gene Ontology annotation, molecular function: ubiquitin protein ligase activity. The coding region runs from base 165 to 1286 and encodes 373 amino acids. The record is from RefSeq and is a predicted model, not a curated record. Gene Ontology annotation, cellular component: Fanconi anaemia nuclear complex; nucleus.